CGCCGCCGCCGCUGCUGCUGGAGGAGCUCGUGGCGCUGAGAUCAUGUGAGAGUCCACGCCGGGAGAAAGUAGGUUAGCAGGAUAGACCGCCGUGGGGACUAUUCUCGCCAUAAACGCCAUGACGUCCUUCGCGCGAUAGAGGAGACUUUAUUUCCCUCACUUGUCGCGCUUCUUCUUCUUCUUUUUUUCCCCUCCUGUCGUUAAUAUUUGCACAGCCACUUUUGUGUUCCACGCUGCGUGUUCCCUGUCAGCCAAAUGUAAGCCGAGCUUCGACUGACUCACAAGAAGACGUCAAAAUGAGAGCUCAGAUCGAGGUCAUCCCCUGUAAAAUCUGUGGGGACAAGUCCUCGGGGAUCCACUAUGGUGUCAUCACCUGUGAAGGCUGCAAGGGUUUCUUCCGCCGCAGCCAGCAGAACAACGCCAUGUAUUCUUGUUCCCGCCAGAGGAACUGCUUGAUCGACCGAACCAACCGCAACCGCUGUCAGCACUGUCGUCUGCAGAAGUGUCUUGCUUUGGGCAUGAGCCGAGAUGCGGUAAAGUUUGGCCGUAUGUCCAAAAAGCAGCGUGAUAGCCUCUAUGCUGAGGUGCAAAAACACCAGAAGUCCCAGGAGUGCCUGGGCUCUGGAGGUGGGGGCCCCACCACCCCGUUCUUACCCAGCGAGGACGGCGGUGGCGGCGAGGACGGCGAGGAAGGUCUGAGCCGCUCCUACAGCAGCGGGGGCUCCACCUCCACCCUCAGCGACCUUGACGACAUCGCAGCGCUGCCAGAUCUGUUUGAUCUGCCGCUGACCCCCGAGGAGGCCAGCGAGUACUGCAGCCUGGAGCUACUGGGCGGGAGCGGAGGGAACAGCAAGGGGAACACCUCCAACUCGUCGUCCGCUUCCUCCUCGUCCUCAUCGCCGUCCAAUCAGAAUUCUCCGCAGCAGACAAUGUUGGAUGGGCCAGACAGUGGCAUCCAGCUGCUGCACACACAUCCACUACUUGGGGACACGCUGCUGGACCAGCUGCCGGACGACUGCUCAAUAUCAGACCUCGAGCGAAUGACUCAGAAUAUCGUGAAGUCUCACUUGGAGACGUGUCAAUACAGUGCUGAGGACAUGAAGAGAUUCACCUGGGUACAGUACACGCCCGAGGACACGCGGGCCUUUCAGAACAAGUCAGCUGAAUGGAUGUGGCAGCAGUGUGCACACCACAUCACCAACGCCAUCCAGUACGUGGUGGAGUUUGCCAAACGAAUCGGCGGUUUCAUGGAUCUCUGUCAGAACGACCAGAUUAUAUUGCUGAAAGCAGGAUGCCUGGAGGUCCUGCUGAUCCGCAUGUGUCGGGCGUUUAACGUCAACAACAGCACUCUUUUCUUCAACGGAAAAUUUGCCUCGGCUCAGUUCUUCAAAGCACUUGGUUGUGAUGACCUCGCGAGUGCAGUGUUUGAACUAGGAAAAGGACUCUGCCGGCUCCAGCUGACUGAUGAAGAGAUGGCUCUGUUUAGUGCGGCCGUCCUGCUCUCCCCUGAUCGGCCUUGGUUGACAGAAGGCCAAAAGGUUCAGAAGCUCCAGGAGAAAGUCUACUUGGCCCUGCAGCACAGUCUUCACCAGAGUGGUUCUGAAGAGAAACUGGACAAGAUGCUGUCCAAACUACCCAUCAUGAAGUCCAUCUGCAACCUCCACAUUGACAAACUGGAGUUUUUCCGCCUGGUCCACCCAGAGACGGCGUACAGUUUCCCGCCGCUGUACAGGGAGGUGUUUGCGAGCGAGAUGUCGCUGCCCGACUCCACCAACAGCUAGAAAGACAACAGUCUGACUGACAGAGAGAUGGUAUCCACAGGAAUUGGAAGCAAAAAGGAGUAGACCGAGCAGGAUGAAGACGUUCCAAGCUCAACAACCAGCAGUCGAAGGACAAUCCAGGACUUUAGAUAACUCCGUCUCCCGGGAAUUCCAAAGUAGUCCUCCACUUUCCGAGCAGGCGACGCACCUUACACUACAGACCACGCACGCUCUCUUGCUCUUCUGCGAACCGUAGCAGCGCCAACAAGCAGACGCAUUAGACGUAUACACCAAGUUGCGACACUUGUUCAGCAUCCGAUCCGCAACGGAUCGCCCCAACCAGUCAUGAAUGUACCUCAUUGACCCAGAACUGAAUGUACCACCCUGUCACAGUUGUAUACAGUCUUAGAAAAGUACCAUUUCAGUGUGGUAUGCGCACAUACACUAUAUUGCCAAAAGUACUUGGCCACCCAUCCAAAUGAUGAGAACCAGGUGUCCUAAUCACUUGGCCCGGGGUAUAAAACCAAGCACUUAGGCAUGGAGACUGUUUCUAGAAACAUUUGUGAAAGAAUGGGCCAGCGUGGAACUGUCAUAGGAUGCCACGUGUGCAGCAAAUCCAGUCGUGAAAUUUCCUAGCUCCUAAAUAUUCCAAAGUCGGCUUUAUUAUAAGAAAAUGGAAGAUUUGGGGAACAACAGCAACCAAGUGGUAGGCCACGUAAACUGACAGAGAGGAGUCAGCGCAUAGUGCAAAGACUUUCUGCAGAGUCAGUUGCUACAGAGCUCCAAUCUUCAUGUGACCUUCCAAUUAGCCCACGUGCAGUACGCAGAGAGCUUCAUGGAAUGGGUUUCCACGGCCGAGCGGCUGCAUCUAAGCCAUACAUCACCAAGUCCAAUGCAAAGCGUGGGAUGCAGUGGUGUGAAGCACGUCACCACUGGACUCUAGAGCAGUGGAGACGCCUUCUCUGGACUGAUGAGUCACGCUUUUCCAUCUGGCAAUCUGAUGGACCAGUCUGGGUUUGGAGGUUGCCAGGAGAACGCUACAUUUCGGACCGCAUUGUGCCGAGUGCGAAAUUUGGUGGAGGAGGAAUUAUGGCGUGGGGUCGUUUUUCAGGCGUUGGGUUCCAGUGAAAGGAACUUUGGAAUGCUCCAGGAUACCGAAACAUUUUGGACAAUUCCAUGCUCCCAACCUUGUGGGAACAGUUUUGGAGCGGGCCCAUUCCUCUUCCAACAUGACUGCACAAAGCAAGGUCCAUAAAGACAUGGAUGACAGAGUCUGGUGUGGAUGAAGGUCGUGAGUUCAAACCCCGGCCGAGUCAUACCGAAGACUAUAAAAAUGGGAGCCAUUACCUCCCUGCUUGGCACUCAGCAUCAAGGGUUGGAAUUGGGGGUUAAAUCACCAAAAAUGAUUUCCGGGCACGGCUACCGCUGCUGCUCACUGCUCCCCUCACCUCCCAGGGGGGUGAUCAAGGGUGAUGGGUCAAAUGCAGAGAAUAAUUUCGCCACACCUAGUGUGUGUGUGACAAUCAUGGGUAAAAGAAAAGAAAGAAAGGACUUGACUGGCCUGCGCAGAGUCCUGACCUGAACCCGAUAGAACACCUUUGGGAUGAAUUAGAAUGGAGACUGAGAGCCAGGCCUCACCAAUGCGCUUUUGGAAGAAUGGUGGACAAUUCCUAUAGACACACUCCGCAACCUUGUGGACAGCCUUAUCCCAGAAGAGUUGAAGCUGUGAUAGCUGCAAAAAGGUCAUAUUGAACCCUAUGGGUUAGGAAUGGGAUGGCACUUCAACUUCAUGUGUGAGUCAAGGCAGGUGGCCGAAUACUUUUGGCAAUAUAGUGUAUUCAUACAAAACCACACUUUAGGGACCAAUAAGUCAUUUUCUUCAAGCAAAAUCACCUCAUAGAUAUUCACACCCAUUUUUGCCGGUGUUCGGCGCCACCUUGAGAGACCUCAGUCCCACGCACACCCCCUUCCCCCCCCCCCCCCCCCCUUGCAAAUGCCACUCACAGGCAAGGUGAAAUGACCUUUAAUUUAUAUACACAUUUCUAUACAAAUAUUUGAAAUGAGAAUGUACAUAGAUGACUAUAUGAGAGCGAGAUCGGGUGGACGGGAGGACGUACUCUUGCGUAGCACUCUCAGGUUCCCACGGCAACAAUCCCGCACCCUCCGGAGGGGGCGGACAGACACUUGCAAGCCGAGGCAGCGAGACUAGCCAACGAAGGAGACAAACCGCACCCCCAAGCAGUCCAAGUGUCGUAUAAUGGAAUCACUCGUUAGUCUCAUUUCUUUUUAGGGUCCUGAUGGUCCACGGUUGUCCAUGGUGUUAUUACUCUGCCCUGUGAGUCCCAAACCCAACAGUUUUGAAGAAAGAAGCACUUAUACUUCCCUCUCACUGGACACGAGUCUAACACCCCUGCGUCGGGCCUCAGCUCUCGGCCCAAUUCUGCAGGUAGUUUUUUAGCGUGGAGACGAUCAUGUCUCACUCCGGGGGCAGUGUUGGGUUAGUUACUGAAAACCAGUAACUAAUUACAGUUAAUAGUUAUUUUAUUUCAAAAGUAACUCAGUUACUUGCACCAAAAAGUAAUGCGUUACUGUGAAAAGUAACUAUUAGGUUACUUAUAUAUAUUUUUUAUUUUUUUUAAGGCCCCCUUUAAUUCCCUUUUAGCCUUUAUUUCAGUACUGUUAUUGCACUGGAGAAUAAUACAAUGUGUUGAUCAACUUGACAUGCAUUUGCAUCACUGAACUCUGCUAAGCAAUGUGGUCUACAUACAACACACAAAGACAAAGAUAUGUUUCAAAGGGCCAAUUUGUUUCAGGCCAGAAGAAAUUGACAAAACUAUUUUAAAUAGCUGCAACAUAACAUACAUAAGUAACAAACAGCAUAAUAACAACAUAGCUGUAAAGCAAGGAAGGUACACACUACAUACACAAAGCCUAACCAGGCGUUUUUUUCUCUCAAGGAAUUGUGAAAUAAAAUCAUGUCUGAAGCCCAGAACACUAUACAUUUCCCCAGUUUUAGUUUAGAGAUAAGGAAAGAUUGGCUUGGCCCACUAGCAUCCCUCUUUAUGUUUGUGAACUUUAUGGUCUGUACCAGGGUUGUCCAAAGUGCGGCCCGGAGGCCAUUUGCGGCCCGCAGCUAAUUGUUUACCGGCCCGCCACACAUUCUGGAAAUACUAUUGUAAAAAUAAAAAAGAACAUUAAAAAAAGUGGAAUGAGGUGAAAUCUAACGAGAAAAAGUUGCAAUGUUGACACAAAAGCUGCCAUGCAGGCUGUUUUUUUUUUCUUUUAUCUUUCUUUAUUUUUCUUUUUUUGCCAUUGCUCAAAAAAAAAAAAAAAAGACAAAAAAUCCAUGUUAUAAUGAAUUAUUUUCAGGGCUCCAAUUACUUCAAAUAUUUCACUUUAAAAUGUUUUAUGUGGUAAAUAUUGCAUAUAUUGCGUAGUAGCCAUAUAAAAACAUCAACGUUUUCUUUGACAAAAGCGCAUAAAACAAACAAAAUAAUAGUUCCAGCAUGAAAUGGACAGAUACAUCUGAAGUUGAUCUCGUAACUUAAGUGUUGAAAGUAAAAGAAAAACCUAAUAAAAAUGUUUUACUUGGAGUGGGGCACCUUUUGGAUCCCAAAUAUAUUUUGUGAUUUUUUAUUUAUCUUUUCACUGUGAUUACUCAAAAAUAUGAAAUAAUUAAAAUCAAUGGUGUCCUGCAUUAUUGAUCUUUUAGGGCUCUAAUUACUAAAUACUGCAUAUUUCAGUUUUACUAUAAAAAAAAAAAAAAACAAGUUGUUUUUGACAGAAGAGCCAUAAAACAUUUUUUUUUUUUUUUAUAUUACUUUAUAUCAACUUGAAGUUGAUAUAGAGAUUUACUGUAAGCGUUAAAUAAUGUAAAAAAAAUAAUAAUCUGACUUAUUUUUAACAUUUUAAUGACUGAGACCCUUUAUGGUCCCCGGGACCCCUAAAGGUACAAUAAAUAAAAAAUCCAUAUAUUUUGUUAUGGUUUGAAAAGGAAAAAUAUCAAAAUGGCCCCCACAUGCUUUAAUUUUUCCGUGUGCGGCCCUCAGUGGAAAAAGUUUGGACACCCCUGGUCUAUACAUUUAGAGUUAUGUGAUAAUCAAACAAACACUCUAGAAGUCUAGAAUGAAAGAGUAUAUAAGAGAUUUGACAGCGUGUGUGUACCUUCAGUGCGCGGUGCCUCGUUAAAAUCCAGCCGCUGUUGCUUAGGAGGUGAAGUGUGUCUCUCUUUACUAGCUUCGUCGAAGCAUGUUGCUUUUGUAGCUGUUUCAGCAGAUUUGAAUUGCUAGGAUAGGAAGUUUGAUCCAAGACACGACUUACAUUUAACUAAAAUGUCCUUUUCUUUGUGUUCGACAAAAGAAAAGUAGUGAGAAUAUCUCCAUGUUAAGAAACUCGACUUCUUUCUGCCAUGUCUUGUUAGUAAACACAGACACGCCCCCUCGCCACUUCCGCAGCGCUCCAAUAAAACACACUCAGAUCUUCUCAGUUUCUAGCCGAUACUACAUAAAAAAUAACGUAAAAUAACGCAGUAACGCAUCAUGUAGUAACGCUAACUGAGUUACUGGAUAUAAAAAAUAACGUGUUAGAUUACUAUUUACCGCCGAAAGUAACGGCGUUACAGUAAGUUAGUCCCAACACUGCUCGGGGGUGCUGUGAAGUUUUGUUUUUUUUCAUAGAGAGGGGGUUCAGAGUCUAAGGGGCCUGCCGCCUGCCACUCAGGGAGCUCGCUGUGGUCUCUCGUCCCUUCGUCACCAGCCUUGUACUCACCAUAAUCACUGUGGACGCCAGUUCUAUUUUUGUGAAUUGUCCUAAUAUUGUACCAUUCAAAUUUACACAAAGGAAAAAAAAAAAUCAAUCUUAAGUUUAACGAUAAAAAAAUUUUUGCUGUGAUUUUCACGUUUGUCUUUGAUCCACUUAUUUCUUUUAAGUGUCUCCACUUUUGUCUCGUAAAGUCGGUAAUCUAUUUUUUUAAAUUGGUGAACUACGAGGAAGAGUACGGACAAAACAGGACUAGUUUGUCUCCCCCUUUUUCCUUUCCUUGUAUGAACAAAAAUGUACAAGAGGUGUAUUACUAGUGAGUCGCACAGCUCGAUAUAUAUUGUUGUCCGUCGGGAUGCAUUAUAUGUGGUUUUAAGAAUGUAAUAAAUGGUUUCU
Messenger RNA from Entelurus aequoreus (snake pipefish), 6914 nucleotides. RefSeq names its product RAR-related orphan receptor C b (gene rorcb). Lineage: Eukaryota; Metazoa; Chordata; Actinopteri; Syngnathiformes; Syngnathidae. Gene Ontology annotation, molecular function: RNA polymerase II cis-regulatory region sequence-specific DNA binding; zinc ion binding; nuclear receptor activity. Gene Ontology annotation, biological process: regulation of transcription by RNA polymerase II. Gene Ontology annotation, cellular component: nucleus. Bases 297 to 1781 code for a protein of 494 amino acids. The record is from RefSeq and is a predicted model, not a curated record. The transcript has 10 exons.